AUGGUUAACAAAAAUUGUACUGAGAAUUAUGCAGAGAAAGCACAGAGGGAUUUGCAGUACAUUGAGUGUUUAGAAGAAGAACGUCGCAAGAUUCAAGUGUUUCAGCGCGAACUUCCCCUCAGUCUGGACAUUGUCUCUCAAGGAAUGUUUAUUUACGCGUUUUUUUUCCAUUUAUCUAUUGAAGCAUGCAGAAAAGAGAUGAGUUUGCAGGGGAAUUCUGAGAGUUAUGAACAGACAUUUAAAGGAGGGCCUGUUUUCGAAGAAUUUAUUCCUAUGAAAAAUGUAAUUUCUGAUUCUCCAGACGAAAGUGAGCAGCGCGGAGAUAAUAAGAAUGGAAAAAAUGUUGUCAGCAGCAGUGAUGAUUGUAGUAAUGAUGGAUCGACGAAAUCAGACUGGCUUAAAUCUGUUCAAUUGUGGAACCAUACCCCAGAUCAAUCCACUGAUAAGGAUUUAAUCAGAGAAUUGUCAGUCACCGAAGUACAAAAAAAUGGUAGUGCAGAGGCUUUUCAAUUUCAACCGGUGAGUUGUGCACAACGACAGGAGGUGACAAUCCCCAGAGUGAGUUCUACGACAGAGAGUGGUGGUGGUCGUGGUGGUGGAAGUAGCAAGGCAAGACGGCACUGGUCCCCGGACUUGCAUAGGCUUUUCUUGGCUGCCAUUGAAGAGCUUGGUGGUGCUUUUGUGGCUACACCAAAACAAAUUAAGGAGAAAAUGAAGGUUGAUGGGCUUACCAAUGAUGAGGUUAAAAGCCAUUUGCAGGUAUAG
This is a messenger RNA of Daucus carota subsp. sativus, 765 nucleotides long. RefSeq names its product transcription factor HHO2-like. Gene Ontology annotation, molecular function: DNA-binding transcription factor activity; DNA binding. NCBI's taxonomy places the organism in Eukaryota, Viridiplantae, Streptophyta, Magnoliopsida, Apiales, Apiaceae. The coding region runs from base 1 to 765 and encodes 254 amino acids. Gene Ontology annotation, biological process: regulation of DNA-templated transcription. The transcript is spliced from 4 exons. The record is from RefSeq and is a predicted model, not a curated record.